ACAAUGAAGGAAAAUAGUGAAUUGAUGAAAUACAAUCUCCUCACCAGCAGUAUAAAAUUUUGGAUGCUGUUCGUGGGAAUCUGGCCAAUUCCCAAUCCCCCCAUCGCAUACCGUGCGCUCCCAAUUUUUAUCGUCAGUGGCAAUGUUUUCCUGAGCAUUGCAUUAUUUCGUUUUGCAAUUGCUCACAUCUCCAACAUGCAGCUUAUGGUCAAAGGCGUCAGUUUGGGGAUGAGUUUCAUAACGAUAGCUUUCAAGGUAAUAAUCUUUACACUAUGCAGAGAUAAAAUUAUUGAUCUGUUGGGAGUAGUGAAGAAUUACCACGAGGACUCGUUGGCCGAUGAGAAUUUGGGACAGCUAGCUUUGAAGGGAAUGAGUGGAUUUCGUCGUUCGUCUUUGCUCCUGUUUUUUCUCAUUGCCUGUGGAGCUGUGUCGUACUGCAUCGCUCCCAUCAUCUUCAUCGCAAUUCAACUCGGACAUCACCUGCAAACAAUUCAUUACAUAUUACCAUUACCCGCGUUAUAUCCGUGGGAGAUACGUCCCGGUGGGAUCUUGUACCAAGUGACUUACGUUUUUGAAGUGUGCAAUCUGAUGUCUCUGCUGUUCACAUCUUGUGGUGUUGAUUCACUGUUUGGAUACUACAUACUCCUCAUAAAUGGACAACUUCGUGUGAUGGGAUAUCAAUUAAAACAUCUCAGUGGAAAUAAUGUCUGUCAUGCAUUCAUACCGCGAUUCGUUGAUAAAUAUAUUGUUUUGCAACAAUGUUGUGAUGGUUUACAAAGAAUCUAUGGACCUGUCAUUCUUUGGCAGGAAGCGCUUUCUGCUCCAAAAUACCUUCUUAUCAUGGGCUACAGUGGAUCAAAAAUAUUGCAGACUUAUUUAUAUGCGUCGGCUGGAUCGAAUCUGACAGCCGAAAGUGAAGCCCUGAUGGAAUCUAUAUACUGUAGUGAUUGGCAAGAAACCGGAAGACGUUUCAGGACAUCAAUAUUAGUGAUGCUGACACAAAAACCUGUCCGAAUAACAGCCGCCCACUGCAUUAUCGUAUCCAAUGACAUGCUCAUCAUGACACUGAAUACAGCUGUGUCACAGGUGAAGGGAUGUCUCUACCCCGUAGGUCUGUGGCCAUCAGAAAAGCCUAAACUCUGGUACCGCCUGUUACCAUACGCACAAUUGUUCCUAAGCGCAAUAACAGUCGUAGCAAUAAUGAAUUAUCUGGUGCAUCACAUACGCAACUGGAAUAUUGUGAUCAGAGUGAUAAGUCUGUUGGCAUCAACAUCACUUUACAUUUUCAAACUAUCCCAGCUGAUGAUACACCGGCGAGAGAUCCUAGACAUCAGUAAAAUUCUCAAUGACUACUCAUCUCGAAUAAUAAAUGAGGAGAGAUCAUUGAAUUUCGCAUGGGAAUGGGUAAAAGUCUGUCUCACCUGUGGUCGAUCUAUAAUUAUCAUGGUGUACGGCAGCUUCUUCGUCCUCUUGGUCAUCAUCCCAGCUGUCGUAAUUUUCAUCCAAGAAAUGGGACAUACGGAGAACAUAAAGUACACGUUAGUGUAUCCGACGAUGUACCCUUGGGACACGUCAACGAAUGGAGUGGCCUACAGGAUAACUUACCUCUUGGAAUCACUCACAGCACUCAGUUGCUGUCAUGUCACCUCUGGAGUUGACAAUUUGUAUUUGUUCUGGAUAUUCCAAACAACCGGUCAGCUCCGGGCGAUGUCCUACCGUCUGCAUCAUAUCCGAGAUGGAGAUAAUUACGACGAUAUUCUGAAGGACAACAUCAUUCAGUACGGAACGUUAAUGCGAAUUCGUAAUCAAUUGGAAAAUAUCUACGGACCUAUCAUCAUUUUUUGCAAUGGGAGUGCUGCAGUUCUCCUCUGCACCCUGAUAUUUCAGCUGAGCAAGGCAAGUUCAUUAACAAAAAUCCAAAUAGCGAGAUUCACACUCUACGCUUUUGGAAAAAUUUUUCAAGUCUAUCUCUUCACUUGGCCGGGAACAUUUCUUGCUGCAGAGAGUGAGAAUUAUCUCAGAAGCGUUUACUUGUCCGAUUGGAUUAAUCAUCCAUCAUGCACAUCAUUUGUGAUGACAACCCUCGCCCAAAAACCCUUGACAAUGAAAGCCUGUCAUGUGUCAGUCGUCUCCGUCGAAAUGUUCGCUAAGAUGAUUCAAACAACCGUUUCUUACUCCCUUCUACUGAAGACAGUUGCUCCAGAAUCUUGUUGCUGUUUAUUUGUUGUGUGCACUCAAGGUACAUCAAUUAGGAUUAUCGAUGAAUCUUCAAUGUUAUUCGUUCAGGUUUUAUGUUUAGCUGUGAAUGUUAAAAAAAUAAUGUGGUUCUACAAUACAGUCGAUGAUCUCUGUAAUCAAUUCCUGAGUGAUGAGCGAUUUCACAAAUUUGUGCUGAACGAUGUGACGAUAUACAGAUAUUUCUUCUGGUUUCACACGAGUCUGUGUGGAUUCAGUGGGACAAUUCCACUGGUUAUGUCGAUGGUGUCAGUCAUGAAUCAGAAGAUUCAUGACGUUCAUCCUAUAAAAUACAAUUUGAUAAUACCGGGAAUGUAUCCCUGGAAUGCAUCAAUCAAUGAAAUUGUUUAUGGAUUUCAUUUUGGUCUUGAAUCUUACACACUCAUGUGGACUUUUUAUGUUGGAGCAUUGGUGGACGUACUCUUCUCAUUUUCACUUCUUCAGAUGACGAUUCCCCUGCGUGGCAUGUCACACGCGAUAAUACACCUGUGCGAUGAGAGUGAUUACGAGGAUACAUUGCGCCGAUGUCUCAUUCAAUACCGAACGCUCAUUGAAUGCCGUAAUAUCAUUGAGAAUACUUACGGGCUGAUAAUCCUCGGUGUCGCCAUCACUGGACCCAUCGCCCUCUGUUCGCUUGCCUGGCAGGUGACACAGAUGGAGACGAUAAGCAAUUUCCAGAAGUUCAGAUUUGCUGUUCAUGGAGUUGCCAAGAUACUUCAAGUGUUCUCGUACAGCUGGUCCGCAACAAUGCUGAAAGGAAAGAGUGAAGACUUCCUUGGUCAGGUUUACUUCUCCAAGUGGCAAGGCAAUAGAUCAUUGAUGAAUACCGUUUUCACGAUCCUGAUUCAAAGACCGCUGACAAUCAGAGCUGGCCACAUGCCGGAUGUCUCGUUGAGCAUGUUUGUUUUCGUGAUGAAGACCACUGCAUCCUACUACUUGCUUCUCCAGACAAUGGAGCAGAAAGCAUCAUAAUAUCUCCUAAACCACGCGAAUUAACUGAGAGAAUGUUUGAUGUUCUGUAUAAUUUCCUUACUCCUUUGUUCUAACAGUUCCCAUUUUGGUUGGGACAUCCAGAUUGUCCUGAUUAAAAUAAAAUCUGAAUGUGCUUGGAUCACCUCAGCGAUCUGACCACCAAAAGAUGCUUUAACCCGUCACUCUUGAUUCGCUGUCAUUCCAGAAAUCAAUCGCACAAGGCAGUUGAAGCAAGAC
Molecule: messenger RNA, 3444 nt
Organism: Fopius arisanus
Lineage: Eukaryota; Metazoa; Arthropoda; Insecta; Hymenoptera; Braconidae
Exons: 14
Coding region: 4-3207 (1067 amino acids)
Biological process (GO): sensory perception of smell; detection of chemical stimulus involved in sensory perception of smell
Cellular component (GO): plasma membrane
Molecular function (GO): olfactory receptor activity; odorant binding
Source: RefSeq, a predicted model, not a curated record